AUGGGGCAAGUACCUUCGCUGCCCAAAUCUAAUAUGGCUGCUGAGAGCGGCGUAGCCAACGGCAGUGUCCCGUUUUCAGAUCACGUGCGAAGAGCGAGCCACUCAGCUUUGCUGCAGACGUCAUCACAUGUGACUUAGCUCGUGACGCACAAUUUGUGCUCGCACCUCAGGCGUACGGCACAGAAGGCGGUUGCGGGGCAUAGUGUGGGCGCUGGGCAGGAAUACUCAUUAUUGAAUCAAUUGCAGCAACCAUGCUGACAGCAAGAUUAGCGUGUUUAUGGACACUGCCACGCCAGAGUCUCCGUCCUGUGCUUACGCAGACCUUCCCAGCUUUGAGGAAUUCCAGUGUAAAAGCAAACCGGUGGAUCUUGCAACCUAACCGGGGGUAUGCCUCCAAAGCAAAAAUGGGGGUGCGGCGUGGAAGAACUGGCCAAGAAAUUAAAGAAGCAGCCUUUGAGCCAGCAAUGGAAACUGCAUUUAAAGUGGACCAGAUGGGAAGAUGGAUUGUUGCCGGAGGGGCUGCUGUUGGUCUUGGAGCUCUAUGUUAUUAUGGAAUGGGGAUGUCAAAUGAAAUUGGAGCCAUUGAAAAAGCUGUUAUUUGGCCUCAGUACGUGAAAGACCGAAUCCGUUCUACUUACAUGUACUUUGCAGGAAGUGUUGGUUUGACAGCAUUGUCUGCUGUAGCAGUCAGCAAAUCUCCUGCACUCAUGAGCCUCAUGAUGAGGGGUUCUUGGCUGGCAAUAGGUGCAACUUUUGCAGCUAUGAUUGGUGCUGGGAUGCUGGUUAGGUCAAUAUCCUAUGAAGGUAAUCCUGGUACUAAACACCUUGCCUGGAUGCUUCAUGCAGGUGUUAUGGGUGCAGUGGUGGCUCCUUUGACCUUGUUGGGUGGUCCUCUGCUGAUCAGAGCUGCCUGGUACACAGCAGGAAUUGUAGGAGGUCUCUCAACUGUGGCCAUGUGUGCACCAAGUGAAAAGUUUCUGAACAUGGGAGGACCACUGGGAGUAGGCCUGGGCCUUGUUGUUGCUUCGUCAAUUGGAUCUAUGUUCCUGCCUCCUACCUCUGCAUUUGGAGCAGGCCUGUAUUCUGUAGCAGUUUAUGGUGGAUUGAUCCUUUUUGGCAUGUUCCUGCUAUACGAUACACAAAAAGUUAUCAAACGUGCAGAGACACACCCAGUGUCCAUAUAUGGAGUAGCAAAGUAUGACCCCAUCAACUCGUGUCUGGGUAUAUACAUGGAUACGCUGAACAUCUUUAUUCGAGUGGCCACCAUGCUUGCCACUGGUGGGAGUAGCAGGAAGAAAUGAAUUAAGAUUCUUCUUCGCAACCAUCUGAUAGUUCACCAAACUGUCUACUUAGUGUGUAUGCCUAGUAAAAGUUAAUCUGGUGUACAAGCAGCUUUCAUGUAGAAGUCAGAAGUUUGAAGCACUUCAGCAUUAUUAAGGUGUUCCAAAAGAACAUGAAUCUCAAGGAUACGUUUUCCAGUUCUUAUUCUGAAAAGGUCAAAUUUGGAUUACAGUGCAAACACUUGUACAUAAUUUGUCUUAAUGGGAAAGAAAUAUUUUCAGUAAAUUAUAUUCUAAACUUAAAUAAAACUAAAUCAGUCUGUUUCUCUGAAAGAUUUGACAACAUAUUAUUGUGACUAUCACUUUUUGCAUCUACCAUAAUUGCAUAGUAAAAAGACACUGAUCUCCAAAAUGAGGACUCAAGUAUACAGAAAGGGGCACAAGAUAACUCAAGAGACUGAUAUUGGAAUAUGGAACCUUGUUGUGCUUAAAGUGGUGUUGUUGUCUGAGAGCUGUUGCUGCUAUUGGAUGGCCUUUGGGUGACCUAUCUGAAAGAAAUUAGAGCUCUAUCACGAUUUGUGCCCUUGUAACAUCUCAAGUGAAAUUUUAGAAAGGAUUAGGGUGAGUACAGAGAAAUACAAAGGCCUUGGAAAGGCAAUGCAACGCUUCCGGAAUGGUGGACGGUGGUAAAGAAGCUCUUGCUCUUACUACAUCUAUUUGUCCUGUGGGUAAAUAGAACUUCAGCACCUUUCCUGAAUAUACUUGAAAAAUUAGUAUUCAGUGUAGUUGUAAUGUUGAUUAGCUAUGUCUGUCUUUGCGCUGAAAAGUUAAACAUUGGGAACAUCAAACUAUUGAAGUCUU
Dermochelys coriacea (leatherback sea turtle) is the source of this 2141-nucleotide messenger RNA. It is a transcript of the gene GHITM, whose product is annotated as growth hormone inducible transmembrane protein. The transcript is spliced from 9 exons. The record is from RefSeq and is a predicted model, not a curated record. Gene Ontology annotation, cellular component: mitochondrial inner membrane. NCBI's taxonomy places the organism in Eukaryota, Metazoa, Chordata, Testudines, Dermochelyidae. Bases 252 to 1301 code for a protein of 349 amino acids.